GGAGCGUGCAGAACACCUCACUUUGUGUAGGUAUAUGAGUUUGGAAAAUAUACGGCUAAGAUAAGAAAGUGACUUCAUUUUCUCAAACAAAGCGUGAAGUUGAUACAAAAGUCAAGGGCGUGUAUUAACGACCCCGUUAGGCAAAAGCUGGCACGCAUCAGUAGCUCGCCGCUUGUCUCGACAUUCUCGGGUGCCACGUGUCUUAGCAACGCUAUCAUAUUGUCUCCUCUCUUUACUCGCUUGGGCGGCGCCAAGUCAAAUCCCGCAUUGACCGCACUCCCUUAAUACACUCCCCUGUUCUCUAUAUAAAAACCAACCCAGCCUAUCCUCUCUCCAUUACAAAUCGCAAUACAUAGUGUAACUCUAGUUAAAAUCCCAUCUAUCUAUUUACAGCCAACAAUGGCACCCAAAGAUAAAACAAAUAAUGGCGCAACUAAAAGGAGCUCUGGAAACACUGAGAUGCAUUACAGAGGAGUCAGGAAGAGGCCAUGGGGCCGUUAUGCCGCCGAGAUCAGAGACCCUGGUAAGAAGAGUCGGGUCUGGCUCGGUACCUUUGAUACCGCCGAGGAUGCGGCGAGAGCGUACGACGCGGCAGCUCGUGAGUUUCGUGGCCCUAAGGCUAAAACCAACUUCCCUUUACCCAACGAAAUUGCACCCGUCGUAAACAGAAACAAUAGCAAUCACCAGAGUCCUAGCCAGAGUAGUACGGUGGAGUCCUCAGAGCAAGAGAUGGAGCGCGAAGUCACGCGCCAUAUUGGCGGUCGGAACGGGUAUGUGGGUCGGUUUCCGUUUGUGUAUCAGCAGCCGAGUGGUGUGGCACUGGGUGGGUGCGUGACCCACGCGCCUCCUGUUUUGUUUCUUGACACGUUGGUAAGGCCUGAAAUGAUGGGUCCGGUUUAUCCACUUCGGUUUGAACCGAUUGGGGUUAGUAGAGUUAGCGGUGGUGGGGUUCGGAGUGAGUCAGAUUCAUCAUCGGCCGUCGAUUGUAAGCCAAGAAGAGGUCUGAAUCUUGAUCUCAACCUGGCCCCACCAGUGGUGGAUGCAUGAUGGAUGAGUUUAUAACCGUUGAUUUUGAACAGAUUUGUGGAAACAUAAAUUUUUAGUUGUUUGGUACUUAUUUCUUCUUUUAUCAUGUUAAAAUAGAUGGUGGAACUAGAGAGUGAUGAAUGAUGGAGCUGUUUAAAUGAUGUAAAUAAUAAGUUAGGUUCCUCUUUUUGCAGCUUAGAGAAGUUAUUAAAGUUUCUCUAUCCUGUUUUUGUUGUAACCUCUAGUGGCACUAAAUAUAAUUUUCUAUUUCCUA
This is a messenger RNA of Mangifera indica (mango), 1300 nucleotides long. RefSeq names its product ethylene-responsive transcription factor 4-like. The record is from RefSeq and is a predicted model, not a curated record. Gene Ontology annotation, molecular function: DNA-binding transcription factor activity; DNA binding. The transcript has a single exon. Lineage: Eukaryota; Viridiplantae; Streptophyta; Magnoliopsida; Sapindales; Anacardiaceae. Gene Ontology annotation, biological process: regulation of DNA-templated transcription. The coding region runs from base 400 to 1047 and encodes 215 amino acids.